CAUAAUCACUAAUCUUCUCUUUCCUCUCCCUAACCCUCACUACCUAUAUUUUAUGUAUACAACUCCAUCUCCACAAGUAAAUAGUCAAAGUUCAAACUUUUACCUUAUCUAUAGAUUCAUUUUUGGGUUAAAUCCAAUAAUUAUAUGGGUAGGUAGGUGGGUUCAAACAUCAAAGAGAGAGUGAUAACAAUACAAGAUGGAAUUUGAUGAAGAACAUGAAGACCAAGAAGAGGAAAUUGCUAAUAUUCCUCAAAUACCAACAACUGAGAAUAAUUACCAAGAACUUGGAGAAGGUGGUCCAAUUUCACAAGCAGCUGCAACUUUAAGAAAAAACAAUGUUCCUAUUCCAAGAUAUAGAGAGUGCUUAAAAAAUCAUGCCGUAGGUAUAGGUGGACAAGCUGUAGACGGUUGCGGAGAAUUUCUGCCCUCAGGUGAAGAAGGUACUUUAGAUGCUCUAAAAUGUGCUGCUUGUAAUUGUCACAGAAAUUUCCACCGUAAAGAAGUUGAAGGAGAAAUAUUAAACUUCCACCACCCUACCCCACCACCACCCAUCCUUCACCACCCACCCCACCACUACCCAUAUCGUUAUCAUCAAAGGCCAUUGGCAUUACCAUCAAUUUCUUCAAGAGAGGAUAUUGAAGAAUAUGUAUCUAACCCUAGUAGUAGUGGUGGGAGUGGUUCGAGAAAAAGGUUUAGGACAAAGUUCACACAAGACCAAAAGGAGAAAAUGUUUGCUUUUGCUGAAGGAUUGGGAUGGCGUAUUCAGAAGGAAAAUGAGGCAGCAGUGCAGCAGUUUUGUGCAGAGACAAAUAUUAGGAGACAAGUUUUCAAGGUUUGGAUGCGCAAUAACAAGAACACUCUUGGUAAAAAACCCUAAUUUAUUUUAUCUAGAAUAGUUAAUUAUCCUAAUUUGAUGAUCAUUUAGUUGAGAUUUAGAACUACUCAAGUUGGGUUUCUAGACCUUUUUAUUUAACCUUAUUUUUUUCUAUUUUUCCACUUGAAAUUCCAUUUGAUUUUUCACUUGUUCUUGUCCUUUUUUUCUUUUAGUGUUGUAUUCUUAGCUGGAUUUCCGUUUCCUAAACUGUCUGAGCAUCAACAUCUAAUUGUAUUAAAUUCUCUUAGUUAACUACUAGCUAUGUGAAUCUCUUAAAUGACUAUUAAAAUAUGGAGCUAUGUUCUUUCUGGCGUUUUUUUGGUUUCGUCAGCUAGCUUGUGCUUUACUAUCAUAUGAUCACAUUGAUGAAUUAUUUUGGUGAAGAUUUGGUGUACGUGUUCAACAUGCAAAUAAGGUUGCGGUUUCCUAUUUGUCAUCUUCUCUAGAUCUUUCACAUGUUCCAUUGUGCUGCGGCUUGCACAUUAUCAUCUGUAUCUCUUUAUUUUAGUUUUGAUAGUUUAUACUCCGUAACAGACUAUUUUGAGUUGAGGAAUCCGUUACUAAAAGCUGAUGGCCUUUGACUGCUUUAAUGUGUAAACUUGUUCUUCGAACAUAAACCAUACUGUCUCCUUCUAUAUGUAUCUUCUUCAUGUAUAAAUUCUC
Molecule: messenger RNA, 1537 nt
Organism: Nicotiana tabacum (common tobacco)
Lineage: Eukaryota; Viridiplantae; Streptophyta; Magnoliopsida; Solanales; Solanaceae
Product: zinc-finger homeodomain protein 2-like
Biological process (GO): regulation of developmental process; regulation of DNA-templated transcription
Cellular component (GO): nucleus
Molecular function (GO): DNA-binding transcription factor activity; transcription cis-regulatory region binding
Source: RefSeq, a predicted model, not a curated record